UUCUUGCGGGGCGCUGUAACCUGGAUGGUAUAAAAGGCUGAGGCCGAGGGUGGCGUCUGUUUGGUAGAGUUGAUGACCCAGCCGGUCGAAGAUCACAGGAUGGCCACGUCUUCCGUGAAGGACUCCGUCCUCACCCACCUACUGGUGGCCGUGUUCGGGAUGGGGUCAUGGCUUGCGGUGAACUCCCUGUGGGUGGAACUUCCAGUGGUGACCAAGAGCCUACCUGAAGGGUGGAACUUGCCGGCCUAUCUGACUGUGCUGAUUGCUCUGGCCAACGUGGGUCCCCUCUUCAUCACCGUGGCUCACAAGUUUUUACCGGGUCUGCUGGAGGAACGGUGCCUCAUCUACACCAUCCAGGCCCUCGGUGUUGUCUCCUCCGGUGCCCUGGCCCUCCUGGGACAGGACCAUGGAGAUUGGCGGAAUGCAGCGCAGUGUUGCCUUCCUAACCUUGACCUUUGUCCUGGCCUCUGUCUGCUGCACCUCCAACGUCACCUUCCUGCCUUUCAUGUAUCACCUGCCUUCCAAAUUCAUCCGAUCCUUCUUUGUGGGCCAGGGCUUCAGCGCCCUGGUGCCCUGCCUAGCCGCCCUGGUGCAGGGUGUCGGCCAACUGGAGUGCCGCAAUGUUUCAGACGCCAAUAGUUCACACGCUCUUCAGCCCCACUACCUGGAAGAAAACUUCACAGCCAGCUCCUUCUUCUGGCUUCUGGCAUUCCUGAUGUUGGUCUCCAUGCUGUCCUUUGUUUUCCUGACCUGCCGGUCUGCCAGGAACAGCAAA
Mobula hypostoma (lesser devil ray) is the source of this 775-nucleotide messenger RNA. RefSeq names its product solute carrier family 52, riboflavin transporter, member 3-like. Gene Ontology annotation, molecular function: riboflavin transmembrane transporter activity. The record is from RefSeq and is a predicted model, not a curated record. NCBI's taxonomy places the organism in Eukaryota, Metazoa, Chordata, Chondrichthyes, Myliobatiformes, Myliobatidae. Gene Ontology annotation, cellular component: plasma membrane. Gene Ontology annotation, biological process: riboflavin transport.